UAUUUGAAACUUUAUUUUUAUUGACAUGCGGAAUUAUAACCUACAAAAACUUACAUUUUAAAAUAUCUAAAUUCGCAAUAAAUAUGUUGUUGUUAACUAAAAUACCUGCUAUAAAAUGUAAAUAUUACCUUAAUUUUUUAAGAAGAUGUAGUACCACAAACAUAUGGAAAGAAGACCUAACGUUAGAAUUAAAACAUAAAAUAGAACAACGUUGGAGUGAAAUUAUUAAUAAACGAGAUGCAAACACCAAAAAUCAAACGAAAUGUUAUGUUUUAUCGAUGUUUCCAUAUCCCUCAGGACAACUUCAUAUGGGUCAUGUUAGGGUUUAUACCAUUAGCGAUUCAGUGGCAAGGUUUCAAAGAAUGAAUGGAAAAAAUGUGAUUCAUCCAAUUGGUUGGGAUGCCUUUGGUUUACCAGCAGAAAACGCAGCGAUCGAACGUAACAUUCCUCCAGAAGAUUGGACUAAACAGAAUAUAGACCAUAUGAAGACGCAACUAAAACAAUUAGGGUGUAGUUUUGAUUGGGAUCGUGAAAUAAGUACUUGUUCUCCUGAAUAUUAUCGUUGGACACAAGAUUUAUUUCUUAAACUUUAUGAAAAAGGGCUUGUUUAUCAAAAAAAGGCUUUAGUUAAUUGGGAUCCUGUUGACAAAACUGUGUUAGCUGACGAACAAGUUGAUGAGAAUGGAUAUGCUUGGAGAUCAGGAGCGAAGGUGGAAAAAAAGUAUUUAAAACAGUGGUUUGUUAAAACUAGAUAUUUUGCGAAAGAUUUGUAUGAUGGUUUAAGUGAUGAUAUUCUACAUGAUUGGAGAGAUAUUUUAAAGAUACAAAAACAUUGGAUUGGAGAUUGUAAUGGGAUUACUUUCGAUUUAAAUUUGAUUGGUAGUGAAGAUGAAAAGACAAUUAGUAUUUGGACUGAUAAACCUGAAUAUUUCAGCGAAGCAAAAUUUAUUAUUGUACCAAAAAAUCAUUUAUUUGCAAACUAUGAUGGGGAAGUUUCACAAGGAGGCGUUAAAAAAUUAAAAAUUCAUGCUGAAAACUUUAUUACUAAUAAAAAUAUCCCUAUUUAUGUUGAUUCCAAUAACUUUGAAUUUGAAUCUGAGUAUUAUUUAGGUUUUCCUGGCUUAAAUGAGCAUGAUACAAACUUUGCUAUUCAACAAAACAUACAAUAUAAAACUCCCGAAAUUUUAACACCACCCGAAAUUAAUGAUAUCACCCAAAAAAUCGUAGAUAAAGCUAAAAAUUUAAAUAAAGGCGGUUAUAAAACAAGUGCCAAAUUAAAAGAUUGGUUAAUAUCAAGACAAAGAUAUUGGGGAACACCAAUUCCGAUAAUUCAUUGCAAAUUUUGUGGUCCACAACCUGUCCCAAGAAAAAAUCUUCCCAUAGAGCUUCCUAAAAUGAAAGAAGAAAAUUUAAAAAACGUUUCAUUAUCAAAAUGUCACGAUUGGUUAGAAACAAGUUGUCCUAAGUGUAAUCAAUUAGCUUUAAGAGAAACUGAUACGAUGGAUACAUUCGUUGAUAGUUCUUGGUAUUACUUAAGAUAUUUAGAUCCACACAACACAAAAGAAAUUUUUAAUAAAGAAAUAAUCAAAAAUUAUUCUCCAGUUGAGUUGUAUAUCGGCGGAAAAGAACACGCUGUUUUACAUUUAUAUUAUGCGAGAUUUAUUAAUCAUUUUUUGUAUUCUUUGGGAUUGGUCCCAACAAAAGAACCGUUUAAACGACUACUUGUGCAGGGAAUGGUUAUGGGAAGAAGUUUUAGGGUGAAAAACAGCGGGAGAUAUGUUAAAGAAACUGAGGUGAAAGUUAUUGAUUUAAAACGAAAUAAAGCCGUAUUGAAAGAUACAAAUGACCCAGUUGUUAUACAAUGGGAAAAAAUGAGUAAAUCUAAACAUAAUGGGGUCGAUCCUAAUGAAAUGUUUAAAAAUUAUGGUGUUGAUACAACCCGGUUGUUAAUUAUGGCAGAUGUUGCACCAACUUCACAUAGAAACUGGAAUUCUAACACAUUUCCUGGUAUUUUAAAUUGGCAAAGACGAUUAUGGUUAACAAUUCAAGAAUUUUUAACACACAGAAAUUACCCACCAAAAGAAAUUUCAAAAAAUAAAUUUGAUGAAGAAGAUUUUUACAUGUUUGAUUCAAGGAAUUAUUACGUAAAAGGGGCAACGUUUAAUUAUUGUACUUCCCAACAAAUGAGUGUUGCUCUAUCUAAAAUGCAGGGUCUUACAAAUAGUUUAAGAAAAGUUUCGCCACAAACUUUCGCUAAAAGUAAACAAUUCGAAAGAGCUUUAGGUUGUCAAAUAAUUUUAUUGGCUCCAAUGGCCCCUCAUUUCGCCUCGCAAUUAUGGGAGGGUUUCGUAUCCGCCCCAAAUCGGUUAAAUCCGGAUGAAUUUUUUUGGGACAAGAAUGUUUUGGAACAAAAAUGGCCGGAUAUUGAUUCGAAUUAUCAAUUGGAGUUGGUUAUUCAAGUUAAUGGAACUGAAAAUGGAAUAAUAAAGUUUCCACGUGAAGAAUUAGAAGAGUUGUCACAAGAAGAAGCUUUGAAAUUAGCUUUAGAUAAUAAAAAAGUUCAAAUGAUUUUAGAAAAAAGAUCCAUCAUUGAUGUAGAAUAUAUUAAACACUUUGGUUAUGAAAAUGUUAUUAAUUUAAAAACGACGGAUGUUAUUAAAAAAGAAAAAAUAGCUGAAGAAAUAAUGAAUUAAAGUUUAAAAGAGUUU
Molecule: messenger RNA, 2708 nt
Organism: Onthophagus taurus
Lineage: Eukaryota; Metazoa; Arthropoda; Insecta; Coleoptera; Scarabaeidae
Gene: LeuRS-m
Product: Leucyl-tRNA synthetase, mitochondrial
Biological process (GO): mitochondrial translation; leucyl-tRNA aminoacylation
Cellular component (GO): mitochondrion
Molecular function (GO): ATP binding; leucine-tRNA ligase activity
Source: RefSeq, a predicted model, not a curated record